UGCCCAGUCUCUUGCUACCCAGGAAGAGUUAAGUUCUAUGCGUUGCCAGCUCUGCAGACUGUUUGGAAUAGUUUAAAUGCUUUGACACUGGGUCUGUACAGGAUGGCAGGGAGGCAGUUUACUGGGUAAUUCAUAUGCAAAACUGCACUAUAAAUUUCCAAGCUGUCUCAGUUGCCGUGGCACCACGAAGCAUUUCUCCACGUACAGUACAGUAUUUCUGCCAUCUUUGUUUGCAUUGCAGUGAGUCAUCAAAAGUCUGUCUUGCACCAACACCCGGAGCCGUGCAUUCCUCUGGCACCAACGCGCCACUGUUUUUAAAGCUGGGGCUGGGAGCUGGCAUUUACUUCAGCUCCCAAAUCAAAGGCGGCUAUUCAUUCCCGAGAGCUGCCUGGAUGUUCGUCUGCAUCCGGCUGCUUCAUUGAGAUGCUGCGCGCUGCCCGGGAGAGCCGGCCUGGGUGCAGCUGAGCUGCGGCCGCUGAGCCCAGCGCCCAGCUCUCUGCCACCCCCACCCCUCCUGCAGGGCUCCUCACGCCCUCCCCACCUCAGGGUUCCUUGCUGCAUUCCCCGAGCAGCUGGCGGGCCGGUGUGCGGGAGCCUGCUGCCAGGCUGAGUGGGCAGUGUCUGCCGCCGGCCACAGCCGCUGAAGAUGUGCCUCAUCCAGGCUGCCCCACGUUGAGUCUGAGACCCACCCACCACAGCACCCACCAUGUCUCAGAUGCUGCACAUCGAGAUCCCCAACUUCGGGAACACAGUGCUUGGCUGUCUCAACGAACAGCGCCUGUUAGGCCUCUACUGUGAUGUGUCCAUCGUGGUCAAAGGCCAGGCCUUCAAGGCCCACCGUGCCGUCUUGGCCGCCAGCAGCCUCUAUUUCCGAGACCUCUUCAGUGGUAAUAGCAAGAGUGCAUUCGAGCUGCCGGGCACGGUGCCGCCUGCCUGCUUCCAGCAGAUUCUGUCCUUCUGCUACACAGGUAAGCUUACCAUGGCGGCCAGCGAGCAGCUCGUGGUCAUGUACACAGCCGGCUUCCUGCAGAUCCAGCACAUCGUGGAGCGGGGCACAGAUCUCAUGUUCAAGGUGAGCUCACCCCACUGUGACUCGCAGACCGCCAUGAUCGAAGAUGCCAGCUCGGAGCCCCAAAGUCCCUGCAACCAGCUGCAACCGGCCACUGCUGCCUAUGUCACGUCUCCUUCUGUGCCCAUCCCGCUUCUGACCCGUGUAAAGCAUGAAGCUAUGGAGAUGCCGCCGGCCAGUGGCCCGGGCCUGGCUUCUAAACGCCCACUAGAGACGGGCCCUCGAGAUGGUGUGGCAGUAGCUACAGGUGCUGCAGGGACACCUGGCACGGCCCCUCUGAAGCUGCCUCGAGUCUCCUACUAUGGUGUGCCAAGCCUGGCCACUCUCAUCCCCAGCAUCCAGCAGGUACCCUAUCCCCCGGGGGAGCGGACCAGUCCUGGGGCCAGCAGCCUGCCCACCACUGACAGCCCCACCUCCUACCACAACGAGGAGGAUGAAGAGGAUGACGAAGCCUAUGAUACCAUGGUGGAGGAGCAGUAUGGCCAGAUGUAUAUUAAAGCCACAGGAAACUAUGCAGUGCAAGAGAAACCAGAGCCAGUGCCCCUGGAGAGCCGCUCCUGUGUCCUCAUCCGUCGAGACCUGGUGGCACUUCCUGCCAGCCUCAUCAGCCAGAUUGGGUACCGCUGCCACCCAAAGCUCUACUCAGAGGGAGAUCCUGGAGAGAAACUGGAGCUUGUAGCAGGCUCCGGGGUCUACAUCACACGUGGCCAGCUCAUGAACUGCCACCUGUGUGCAGGGGUGAAGCACAAGGUCCUGCUGCGGAGGCUCCUGGCCACCUUCUUUGACAGGAACACACUGGCCAACAGCUGUGGCACUGGCAUUCGCUCCUCCACCAGUGAUCCGAGCCGAAAGCCACUGGACAGCCGAGUCCUGAACGCUGUGAAACUGUACUGUCAGAACUUUGCCCCCAGCUUCAAAGAGAGCGAGAUGAACGUGAUUGCCGCAGACAUGUGUACCAAUGCUCGCCGUGUCCGUAAGCGCUGGCUGCCCAAGAUCAAGUCCAUGCUUCCAGAGGGUGUGGAGAUGUACCGUAGCGUCAUGGGUGCGUCGGCCGCCAGCCUGCCUCUGGACCCCGAGUUCCCAUCUGCGGCUCCACAGGUGUUUGAGCAGCGCAUCUAUGCUGAGCGACGAAGUGAUGCAGCCACCAUCGUGGCUCUGAGAACUGAUGCGGUGAAUGUCGAUCUGAGCACUUCAGCCAACCCUGCCUUUGAGGCUAAUGAGGAGGUGGAUGGGGGUGGCUCUGUUAUCCAGGAGGUGGCUGCCCCAGAGCAGCUGCCCGCUGAUGGCCAGAGCUCCCCUCAGGCCUUUGAGCAGGGCAACACCAGCUCCAGUAGGCCUCAGACACCAGUGGCCACAGCAACAAGAAGGCCAGAGGGCACCUAUGCAGGGACCUUGUAAGUGGCCGGCAAGGCCAGCUCACAGGAACCCAGUACUAAAGCUGCUUGCAUGCGUUACUAAUACAAACAAAUGUGAUCAAGCCACUUACCUACUGAACUGCUACUGCUGCCUGACAAAAAUGUGAUUUUUAUUCUGCCUGUAUUUAAAAUGGAUGAAGGAAACAAAUGCAUUCAUUAUACUGUAAACAUUUAGGCCGCUGGCCACUCUCUGGGACAAAGGUCCCAGGGCAACUUUUUGAUAUUCCCCAGCUCAGUCUCCCGUGGUAGUGUUCUCUCUCCCUUCUUGGGGAGACAGAAGAGGGCACCGGGUCCCUGAUGUCCUGCCCUGACCCUGCCUCAUCCACCCUUCUUAUUCCCCUGCUCUGAAAGCAGAAGCUGGGGCAGCAGUGGCCUGGGGCUGGAGGGGCAGACACGACACUCCAUUCUUAACCAUAAGGACCCCACUGGGACAGUGGGGGGAAUGCUGGGCCCCCAGAGGCCAGACUUCUCUUGUUUUCAUUCCUCCGAAGAAGCUGCCUGCGUGCAUGUAUGUAUGCGUGUGUGUGUGUGUGUGUGUGCGUGUGUGUGUGUGUGUGUGUGUGUGUGUGUGUGUGUGUGUGUGCAUGUGUGUGUAUGAGUAUGUACGCACACACACAUGAGUGAGAGAGACAGAGAGAGAGAAAGAGAAAGAGGGGGGGCAGGAAGACCAGUGAUGGCCCUGCAGUAGCUGUGGCUGGUCAUCUGGGGGUGGGGGAAAGAUGAGGUGUUCCCCCCUCCAUACCUGUGUCCUCACUCUGCUCCACCCAGACCCCCAGCGGCUGGCCUGCUGAUCCCCCCAGGGUCUCUCUGCCCCUGGCCAUGGCUGUCCUCACCACCCUCUGCCUCUCCAGCCACUCUGGGAUUUUGCUUGUUUGCUGUUUUUGUUUAGUUCAGAUCUAUUUUGUUUGUGGUUUGGAAACUUUCAGACCGAACAGAGAAAAAAAAAAAAAAAAAAAGAAAAAAAAAAAGCGAGAGACUAGUGUCCCUGUUCCCAGCCUGCUGUGGAUUUGGGUGAAUACAUGUCCAUAACCCCCAUCUUGGCCUCCCAUUGGAGGCAGAGGGGCCCAGGAAAGUAUAGCUAUCUGUGUACAGCCAAGCUAGGCCCCUGUGGACCUGGCCAGCAGGACACUGCUGCCUGGGGUGGGCUUAGCGCUCACUGUGGGUGCCCGUGUAGUGGAAGGCACAGGCCCUACAGGCCUGGGCCAGGGCAGUUGGCAGGUGUGGAUCAACCUCACUGGGGACCAGAAACUUAGACUAUCACGAGGACGGCACCUGUGGGGGCCGUGGAGGACUGCUGGUGGGUGAGAAGCUGGCGGUUUAUCAUUUUAAAGUGUGGGAUAUGCUCCCGAGGCUACUUUCCCAAGUGUCUCCUCUUGGACUCUUGUCUGAGGACUGCCUGCCCACCUGCAAAACCUAGCAGCUGCUGAGGUGCCCAAGGACACCGACUAUAACAAACUUGAAAGGUCUCGUCCCUAUCCCUCUAUGCAUCUUGAGUUUGCUGCCCUAUGAACCCCCCACUGUGUGCCCACAGUCAGAGCAGUCUUUUCCCCAUUGGAGGGUAGGAGGCCUGAGGUGCAGUUUAGACUCCCUCUGUGUCACAGCCUCCUUUUUGCAGGCAAUUCCCUGUCUUGGGGGCCUCACAGGGAGACCCCAUACUGUGCUGACUAUACACGUCAAUUCAUGUAUAGUCCUAUCUUCCCCCUCCCCUCUUUUGGAAGACCUGUGGUGUGGAGAGGGAAAGGGGCAUCAUGGCAGGCACUGUGGGAACUGAGCUGAGCCCCUCCCCCUGCUCCUUGGUAACCCAAGGCCUGCAUUCCUAGGGCCGGUUCAGAGGCUAGCUAAUAUCCAGCUCAGGAACUAGCUGCCCAGAGAUGGACCUCUCACCUCUCCCAUUUCCAUCUUACUCCUAGGUAGGUUGGAGCCCCAGCCAGCCCUUUAGUGACUUGGACCAAACCCUCCUGGUGCUGGGUGAAGACCAUAGAACUGUAGAGGGUACGGCAGGAUUGGGGGCAGGGCUGUGCCCUUCCGCUCUGGAAUAUCCCUUCAUCUGCUUCCUCCACCCAAAUUUGCACUUUAAUUUGACCAUCCUUGGGGACCUUUGGGAGACAAACCCACCUAUUUUGGUUGGUGGUAGAAGGGCUCUUUCUCAUCCCUCCACUCCAAGAUGAGCAUGGUCCCACCCUGGGCCAGCAUAGGGAGGGUGCCGCUGGCCAUUAGAGGAACAGUGGCCGCACAGAAUGCCUGACCACUGCUCGGGCUAGCACAAUGUCCUCAACCUCUGUCCCUUAGUGUUUAUAAUUGCCAUCUGUUUUGUUCUGGGUAAGGAAGGCAAGAGCUAUAGGUAAAACUUCAAUAAUAUUAAAUGUGAAUGGAUUCUGAGCUCUCCCUGUGCCCCGGGUGGGCCAGACAGAGCGUUUUGCACUAAUGUGUCCCAUUGUGGACGUUGUGGGGAUCGUUUGCAGACAUGCAUGGCCAAUGACUGUACCUGCUUAGGGGAGGGGCACUCCCUCUGCAUCCUGAAUGUACUGCGAGGCAGGCGGGUGGCAGGCCUGGGCUCCGAGGGGCCUUCCAGAGUGCCUUAGCAUCUUUUGAUUAUUUUUUUCAAGGAAAACCAAUUUAAAAAACCAGACUCCCUCCUUUGUUUACAAGAUGACUAAUUCCAGAAUCGGGGCUGUCUUGUCCUGUCACGUGACCCUGACUUGUCCAGACCCUAUAGGUGAGAGCCUCUCAGCAUUUGUCAGAUGUCUACACCUCUGUUCCUAGCUUGACUACUAGCAAUAUGCACAUACUAUGUAGAGUCUAUUGUAGAAACUAUUGCUACAUCAGCAUCUUUGCCAGGACGACAGUCGGGACUGGAUAGGGUUGGAGCUACUGGGACAGAGCUGGAUCCAGCCAUGAGUCUUAUGUCCUCCCAGAGCAGACAAUAGUCCCUGAGGCAGCUGGGACGAAUACAGCAGGUCUGGGGCAAGGGACCAGAGACAGGGCUGAUAGUGUGAGCUUGGAGGUGCUGCCUGUCUGCCCGGCUGUCUCAGUACUUGAAUUCUGUAUUGUUUUCUAUACCAGUUGCUUCAGCUAACAUCUGAUUUGGUGUCUUACUUUGCCCUUGGAUGUAGAUGCAGCCAGUGAUGUAUGAAAGGCAAUUGAGGAGAGACUCUGAGGGGUCCUUUGUGGUGUGACUGCAGGUGUGGGCCUCGAAGAAAACUAGAUGUGUGGUGUUUGUUUAGAACCUAAAGGAAGGCAGAAAGGGGCUGUGAGAGCUGGCAAGCUGACAGGGCCAGUCCCCUCCAAGGGACUGUGGGGUGCCUGCUGCUACCUGCUUCAACAGCAGGACCUUCCCAAGCCCAGUGCAUGUUGUGCUCUGCCCCACUGUCCUCUGCUUGGGUUCCCUAAAGAUGGUGAUUCUUAGCUGACUUGGGGAAGAGCAGGUGGCCUAUCAACCAGCUGAAAACUCGAAAGACCCUGUUAGAACCUGCUUGCCGCAGAUCCCAGAUGGGAAUGGCGACAAGCACAUGAUCUGUCAGCUUUACGCACUUCACUUCGUGGAAAGGUGCUGCUGCUGGGUGGUUCUGCAUGUCAGGCAGCUCAGCCUAUGCUGCUAGAAGAAGGGCUCAGUACAAAGUGUUUCAAAAGUGGCAAAGGUGUUUGCUUUGUUUGUUUUGUUUUCCUAGAAAGGAAAAGGAUGCAGGAUCUAAAACCUUCUGAUUGAAUAGCCUCUGCUUGUGUCCCAUUGGUCCCCUCACUGCAAGCUCGAUUGUGAUUUUUAUGUCAAAGGAAGCCAAAAUUUGCAAUACUAUUUUUAGCAGACAAAAAGAUAACUCGGUAUAAAAUGUAUAAAUAUUUUUGACUUGAACAUUUUGGGUGUCUCUGGGUGCAAGAAGAACAUUAAUCCCUUCAGGGGGAUGUUUGGAGAACAGGACCGGAGGAAGGGGGUUGUUUUGAAGGCACUGUCCAGGGGUUAAAGUAGCAUCAUAAUUCAUGACUGUUAGGAAUUAAGUUAAUAAAGUCAGUGCUCCCCUACCUCUAAGGAGGCCUUCACAGAACCACUGAGCUAGAGCAGACACCACAUCUUGGCUUUCUUUUUAGGGAGGAGGAGGCUUUGGUUUUUGGUUUCUUUUGGUUUCCUUUUGUUUUGUCCCUCCAGCAUCCUCCUCUCUCUGUGCUGUGACCCCCGUAGUGACAAGACUGUUACUUUGUAGCCAUGGCUGAAAACAUUGUAUCUAUAACAACAACAAAAAAUAAAACAAACAAACACAGCUAUGUCCGCAAGCCGACCAGGGAAACCCUAGAGCUUUGAGCCUGUGCUCAGAGCUGUUUCAGAAGUGGAAAUCCAUGACAAAAGGAUGUUCUCGUUAACUGUAAGGCGCUUUGUAAAGUUCACAUUUACAGAAUAAUAAAGUCAAUUCAAACCC
Molecule: messenger RNA, 6893 nt
Organism: Mus musculus (house mouse)
Lineage: Eukaryota; Metazoa; Chordata; Mammalia; Rodentia; Muridae
Gene: Nacc2
Product: nucleus accumbens associated 2, BEN and BTB (POZ) domain containing
Exons: 6
Coding region: 707-2467 (586 amino acids)
Biological process (GO): negative regulation of cell population proliferation; protein homooligomerization; protein-containing complex localization
Cellular component (GO): chromatin; nucleus
Molecular function (GO): DNA-binding transcription repressor activity, RNA polymerase II-specific; protein homodimerization activity; histone deacetylase binding
Source: RefSeq, marked validated